Cervus elaphus (red deer) is the source of this 4797-nucleotide messenger RNA. RefSeq names its product DENN domain containing 3 (gene DENND3). Bases 144 to 4094 code for a protein of 1316 amino acids. The transcript is spliced from 24 exons. Gene Ontology annotation, molecular function: protein binding. Gene Ontology annotation, cellular component: cytoplasmic vesicle. The record is from RefSeq and is a predicted model, not a curated record. Gene Ontology annotation, biological process: regulation of Rab protein signal transduction. NCBI's taxonomy places the organism in Eukaryota, Metazoa, Chordata, Mammalia, Artiodactyla, Cervidae.
CAGCGCUGUCGGAGGACCAGCCGGCUGCCGCUCGCGCGGGUGCUGGGUAGGGCGGCGGGCGGGGUUGCGGCCCGAAGUCCGGGCCGGGUGGCCCGAGGCGCCCGAGCCCGGUGUGCCCAGUCGGCCGCGGCCGCGGGGCAGCCAUGGCGGAGGCCGCGCCGCAUCACCCGGCGCUGCCCUCGGGGCUGCUGGAGCUGUGCGCGCUGCUGGGGGCCCCCCGGGACAGCCUCCCCAGCCCGGAGCAGCGACUGAACAACAACAGAGGCUGUCUCAUGCUGUGUGGAGAGGGCCUGUUUGCUCCUCUGACUGUGGACUGUGAUCUGUUCCAGGAGCUCUUUCACCGUGAGGUCGCCCAGAGGAAGGGCGUCAAGGGCCCGUCUUCUCUGGAUCCGGCGGUGCUGUCAGUCUUCGUGCCUCCUUUUGUCAUGAAGGAGGACAGUCAGCUGGCCGGCAUGAACUGCACGACUCUGGGUAAGAACAGGAAGCGCUCCUUCCGGAAGAAGAGAGAGAGGCCCAGAGCGGAGCUGGGGAAGGGUGUCCCCGGCGGCCCCAGGGGCCCGGACCCUGAGGACGUGAGCAUCCCCAACGGCGUGGACCUGCUGGCUCUGCCACAGCUCUGCUUCCCAGGGGGAUUGUGUGUGGCCUCUGAGCCCAGAGAGGACUGCGUCCACUUUCUGGUGCUGACCGACGUCUGCGGCAACAGAACCUAUGGCGUGGUGGCACAGUACUACCGACCCCUGCACGACGAGUACUGCUUCUACAACGGCAAGACGCAUUGGGAGGCGUCGGGGCUGGGUGGGAGUGCGGCCGGCUGCUUCGUGCCCUUCGCGGUGUGCGUGGUCUCCAGGUUCCCCUAUUACAACGCCCUCAAGGACUGUCUCUCCUGUUUAUUGACUCAUCUGAAGUUCUGUAAAGAUUUCGAAGUUGACAAUCACAUAAAAGAUUUUGCUGCAAAGCUGUGUUUAAUACCUAGCCCACCACCUGGACCACUCCAUUUGAUAUUUAACAUGAAACCACUACAGAUCGUGUUUCCCUCGAGAGCGGACCCCGAGAGCCCCCUCAUCGACCUGGACCUUCACCUGCCCCUGCUGUGCUUCAGACCUGAGAAGGUGCUACAGAUCCUCGCCUGCCUCCUGACGGAGCAGCGCGUCGUGUUCUUCUCGUCCAGCUGGGCUCUGCUGACGCUCGUGGCCGAGUGCUUCAUGGCCUACCUGCACCCCCUGCAGUGGCAGCACACCUUCGUGCCCAUCCUGUCCGGGCAGAUGCUGGACUUCCUCAUGGCGCCCACCUCCUUCCUCAUGGGCUGCCACCUUGACCACUUUGAGGAGGUCAGCAAGGAAGCUGAUGGUUUAAUUUUGAUAAACAUCGACAAUGGGAACAUCACCUACUCUAAUGAUGAGGAGGUUGAUGUUCCUGACAUCCCUCUCCUGGCUGCACAGACGUUUAUUCAGAGGGUCCAGAGCCUUCAGCUGCACCACGAGCUGGACCUGGCUCACCUCUGCACCAGCACGGACGUGAACGAGGGCCGGGCCUCCAGGCGGGCCUGGCAGCAGCAGCUCAACUGCCAGAUCCAGCAGAUGACCCUGCAGCUGCUCGUCAGCAUCUUCAGGGAAGUGAAGAAUCACUUGAAUUAUGAACACAGAGUGUUCAAUAGUGAAGAGUUUCUCAAAACAAGAGCUCUAGGGGACCAGCAGUUUUAUAAGCAGGUCCUGGAUACAUACAUGUUUCAUGCCUUCCUCAAGGCCCGGCUCAGCAGAAGGAUGGACGCCUUUGCCCAGAUGGACCUCCACACGCAGUCCGAGGAGGACAGGAUAAACGGGAUGCUCCUGAGUCCGAGGAGACCCACGAUUGAGAAGAUGGCCAGCCGGAAGUCCUCAGCCCCACAUGCAGCCCACCGGCGCAUGGUGGUCAGCAUGCCCAACCUGCAGGACAUCACGGUGCCCGAGCUGCCACCCCGGAACUCGUCGCUUCGGAAGAUACAGACCAUGGAGUGCGGGAGCAGCUGCACAGUUCUGGACGUGCCCCCUAAGUCGACACACACCUUCAAGAUCCCGGAAAUCCACUUCCCGCUGGUGGCCCAGUGCGUGCAGGCGUUCUACACGGACUGCGUGGCCCAGCUGAGCAAGGCAAUGGGCUCGCUGGCCCCCGAGAACUCGGUGCUGCUGGCCAGGUACUUCUACCUCCGGGGGCUGGUGCAGCUGAUGCAGGGCCACCUGCUGGGCGCCCUGCUGGACUUCCAGAGCCUGUACAAGACCGACAUGCGCAUCUUCCCUGCUGACCUCGUCCAGACGACCGUGGAGUCCCUGUCGGCGCCCGAGCGCACGCAGGCUGAGCGCACGCCCGAGCUGCGCCGGCUCAUCAGCGAGGUCAUGGACAGGCCCGUGGACACUCCCAAGGCCGACGACCGUGUCAAGAACUUCGAGCUGCCCAAGAAGCACAUGCAGCUGGACGACUUCGUGAAGAGGGUGCAGGAGUCAGGCAUCGUGAAGGACGCUGGCGUCAUACACCGGCUGUUCGAGGCGCUGACUGUAGGACACCAGAAACAGAUUGACCCAGAAACGUUCAAAGAUUUCUACAACUGCUGGAAGGAGGCAGAAGCAGAGGCGCAGGAGGUCAGCCUGCCUUUGUCGGUGAUGGAGCAGCUGGACAAAAACGAGUGUGUGUACAAGCUGUCGCGCUCUGUCAAGACGAAUCGCGGGGUGGGCAAGAUUGCCAUGACCCAGAAGCGCCUGUUCCUCCUCACGGAGGGGCGGCCGGGCUACGUGGAGAUCUCCACCUUCAGGAACAUAGAGGAUGUCAGAAGCACCAUGGCCACUUUUCUGCUCCUGAGAAUUCCCACUUUAAAAAUCAAAACGGCGUCCAAGAAAGAAGUCUUUGAGGCUAACCUCAAGACGGAGUGCGACCUCUGGCACCUGAUGGUGAAGGAGAUGUGGGCCGGGAGGAAGCUGGCCGACGACCACAAGGACCCCCAGUACGUACAGCAGGCGCUGACCCACAUUCUCUUGAUGGAUGCAGUCGUCGGCACGCUGCAGUCACCGGGAGCCAUCUAUGCGGCCUCCAAGUUGUCCUACUUUGAUAGGAUGAAGAAUGAAAUGCCCAUGGCAGUUCCAAAGACAACCUCGGAAACCCUGAAACACAAGAUCAACCCCUCAGCGGGGGAGACCGCCCCACAGGCCAUCGAUGUGCUGCUCUACACCCCAGGGCAUCUUGACCCAGCGGAAAAAGUGGAGGAUGCUCACCCCAAAUUAUGGUGCGCGCUGAACGAGGGCAAGGUGAUCGUGUUUGAUGCUUCCUCCUGGACGAUUCACCAGCACUGCUUUAGAGUGGGCACGUCUAGGCUGAACUGCAUGGUGAUGGCGGAGCAGAGCCAGGUGUGGGUCGGCUCGGAGGACUCGGUCAUCUACAUCAUCAAUAUCCACAGCAUGUCCUGCAACAAGCAGCUCACUGACCACCGCUCCAGCGUCACGGGCCUGGCUGUGCAGGACGGCGUGCAGGCGACCAGCACCGUGUACUCAUGCAGCACUGACGGGACGGUCCUGGCCUGGAACGCAAGCUCCCUGAGGGUGACCGGCAGGUUCCAGGUGCCCGGUGGAGGGCUCUCGGCGAUCAGACUGCACGGCGGCCGCCUCUGGUGCUGCACUGGAGACAGCAUCCUGGUGGUGAACAUGAAUGGAUCUCCUUGUCAAGAGCUGAAGAUCGACGGGAGCUUUAAAGAGACAGGCACCUCCUUCCUGGGAUUCCAGCUCAUGCCCGAGCAGGAGCAGCUCUGGGCGGCCUGCGCCGGGUACCCCGACGUCUACGUCUGGAGCCUGCAGGACCUAGCCCAGCCCCCGCAGAGGAUCCAUCUCCAGGACUGCUCUGAGAUCAACUGCAUGAUCAGGGUGAAGAAGCAGAUCUGGGUGGGCGCCACGGGGCUGUCACAGGGGCGGCUGAAGGGGAAGAUCUAUGUGAUGGACGCGGAGAGGAGGACGGUGGAGAAGGAGCUGGCGGCCCACACGGACACGGUGAAGACGCUGUGCUCCGCGGAGGACAGAUACGUGCUGAGCGGCGCCGGCCGUGAAGAGGGGAAGAUCGCCAUCUGGAAGGUCGAGUGACUGAGGGGGCGUGUGCACUGCGAGCCAGGGACGCACCUUCUGACAGCUGCUGGCGCUUCCCGAGGGGAGGCGGUCCAAGCCGGCCGGGGCCAUCUGCCCGGUGUCGGGGUGGGCCCACUGCAGGGCCUCCUGGGCUCUCUGACCGCUGGGCUCUCUGACCUCCUAGAGGUUAGCUGAUGAAACUGGACCGUUUCCGGGGGUGGGGGGGUGUUUCUCAGGCAGCCUCUGCCGAGAAGCCCUCCUGUGCUGUCUGGAUGGUUCCAGGAUCUACACCCUGGGCCAGCGCCAGGCUAGCCAAGAGCUGUCGAGCUAAAGCACCCAUGAGCUGCAGACUGCCAGUCUCUGGCCAUGCUUUCCCACCCGCUUCCCUCACUCACUCGCCAGAUACCAGGCGCCGGGCUUACAGGAGCCCGGUGCCGGUACACUGACCUCUUGUUUCCAGUAAAGCUCAUGAGAAGGGCUGCUUCUAAAUGACCACGUUGUGGUUGAGUAGGUUUGCACCUGCCCUUGCUGUCGCCUGUCAGAACAGGGGACAGAGCCUGCCCAGGGAGGGGACAGCACUGGGGUGAGGCUGUCUGCAUGGGGCUGAGACAGGCUCUGUGUUUUUUCUUUUUAACAAAUGCAGUGUUGUUUUUUUUUUUUCAUUUAUUUUUAUUAGUUGGAGGCUAAUUACUUUACAAUAUUGUAGUGGUUUUUGUCAUAC